Molecule: messenger RNA, 867 nt
Organism: Zasmidium cellare ATCC 36951
Lineage: Eukaryota; Fungi; Ascomycota; Dothideomycetes; Mycosphaerellales; Mycosphaerellaceae
Exons: 1
Coding region: 1-867 (288 amino acids)
Biological process (GO): intracellular manganese ion homeostasis
Cellular component (GO): fungal-type vacuole membrane
Molecular function (GO): iron ion transmembrane transporter activity; manganese ion transmembrane transporter activity
Source: RefSeq, a predicted model, not a curated record
AUGGCGCUCGUCUCACUCAAAUCCCUCUUGCUGCCUCGACAGCAGCAACAACAACCAAGCGAUCUACCAGGCGAACGACAACGCCUCCUCGACAUCGAACGACACCCCUCCGUCUCCUCCAGCGAAACCACCACCUUCACCGACAAAGCCUCUCAAUCAGACAAGCCCUCCCUCCUCCGCUGCCGCAUCAACCCCCGCAUCAUCUCCGACGCAACCAUCGGCCUCUCAGACGGCCUCACAGUCCCUUUCGCCCUCACAGCCGGCCUCUCCGCCCUGGGAACCACGCGCCUGGUAAUCUACGCGGGCUUCGCGGAGCUCGUCGCAGGCGCAAUCUCCAUGGGCCUCGGCGGGUACCUGGGCGCGAAAGGCGAGGCGGACGGGUACUACGCGGCGUUGGAGGAGACCAAGGAGGUCGUGGCGAACGAUUCCGACCGGGCGUGUGCGAUGCUGCAGGGGACGUUCGAGCGGUACGCGUUUGCGCCGGAGACGUUGAAGGCGAUGACGGGUAAUUUGAGGGAGCAGCCGGAACUUUUUGUCGAUUUCCUUAUGCGGUUUCAGCAUCAGUUGACCGAGGCGGAUUAUGCGCCUUCGAGGGCGUAUGUUUCUGGUUUCACGAUUGCGUUGGGGUACUUUCUUGGUGGGCUGGUGCCGUUGUUGCCGUAUCUGUUCUUUGAGCAUGUUCGCGAGGCACUCUACUGCAGCAUCAUUGUCAUGGCGGUGGCGUUGUUCGUCUUUGGCUGGGUCAAGACUGCUCUGGUUGGAGAGUGCAGUAGUUGGGUCUGCUUCCAGAACGCUUUCCAGAUGCUCUUACUCGGAGGUCUCGCUGCUGGAGCUGCGAUGGGAUGCGUGAAAGCCAUUGGAGGAUGA